AUGGUUACGCUGGACGAUGAUCGCGGCUAUUCAGUGCUGCGGCCACUACCCAGUGUCGCGGUCGGAGACAAAGUCGGCUUGCUGAGCAGCAAAGAUGCACCAGGGACCAGAAUCACCAGCACGGCAAUAGAGCCUUCAUCAUACUAUCGAGGCCGACAUUCUCGCGGGAACUCCCGAGACGAGCGCCUGAGAUCGAUCGACGAAAGCGACAGCAUGCGAGACGUCGCAUUUGAGAUGAUGGAGCCUUCGAUGCCAUCCAAAGCUCGUCGGCCCAGCGCCGGACCCUCAUCCAGUGCGUCGUCGAUGCUGCGCCGCUUGACCACCAAAUAUGCGCCGUUGUCGCGAUCCAAUCUCCGAUCCACUGGCAAGCGCUCACAUGGACGGCAUUACGCCACACUGGGCGAUGGCGACGUGGACCAAGGUGCCGUGGCAGCGGCAGUCGACAUUUCGUCGCUGGAAGGGAUGGGGUGGGAACUCACGGAUCUGUCGAACCCGGACGCGGACGCGGACGCGCACCCGGCACUCCUUCAAGACAUCGGAACAGCGUAUGUUCCGCCCAGUCAACGGAGAGGAGGAAGUAACAACAAAAGCAUGGACAAGCCGGGCUUCCGCUCCUUCGUUGACAAGCGUCGCUCGGUCGGCGAGGGGAUGAGAGACAUCGGUGUGCAGCUUCGACGCGAUCCUACCAAAGUAGUGAGGAAACACUCGUCCGGAGCAGGAGAGGGAGCAGCACGGAAUGCUUCCACCAGCACGGGGAUCGAUCGGAGCAAGACGGUCCGGGAUUUCGGGCAGAACCUUGCGCAAGAGAAAAAUAUGAUCGUCGAGGUGGAGGAGGUGGUUGACUUGAGUUCCCUGGAUGGCGGUGGUCGUGGCCAGUUCGAUAUUCGAGGCAGCAGCCAGAUGACCGAAUCAAUGUCGAUGAGGAAUAGCAGUAGCGUUCUGUUGCCGCAACGGACCAAGAGCUACUUCUUCCCCGAGGAUCCAGAUAUCCCGAAUUGGAAGCCCUGGUCGAUGAAGAGCGUCUACAUCCUGUCGCUGAUGGUGCUCGCCUUCGCGUUGGCUGGAUUUCAGGAGUAUUUGUGUCAACGGUCGCUCCGCAGCGCCAGGCGAGACAGUGGACUUCUCGCCUUCAAUAGCGUGGCGGAUAUAUCGACGUGGGAUUUCUUCGCUUGGAAAUAUCUUCCUACUAUGAUCACAAUCAUGUAUGCCGUCGUGUUUUCAAUCAUGGACUUCGACAUCCGUCGACUUGAACCGUUUUAUCAGCUGUCACGGCCUCGUGGAGCCCGGGCCGCCGCGAGCUUGAAUCUGGACCAUCUGACCAUGUUUCAGUAUUUUGUGCCUUUCAAGGCGUUCCGGCUCAAACAGUGGGCCGUUCUCUUCUCCACCACCGGGAAUAUCGUCGCUUCCAUGGCCGCGCCGGCCUUGCAGAACCCUUCCAUCAAGUUUGUGAAGAACCCCGAAUGUCAUGAUGGUGCUUGCCCCAGCGGGGACGACAAGCAGUAUUGGGUCCGCGUCUCGCCGGUUUGGUCGCGACUAUUGUCGGCGAGCUACCUGUUCGUGGCCGUCGUGUUGGUGAUGUUGUUCAUCCAACUGCGCCGCAAGUCAGGCCUUCUCAGCGACCCCAAGGGCAUUGCGGGCAUUGCCUCCAUGGCGACCAAAUCACAUAUUGUGCAAGAUUUUGCCGGACUCGACGUGGCGGACCGCAAAGAGAUCCAUAAACGGCUGCAACAUCGGCGCUACCUGCUGUACAAAUCGUCCAUCUGGCAAGGUGAAUGGAGCGAGACGAGUGAACGGAUCCAAGACAGCGAGAGGAAAUUGACCAGUCCCCAUCCGGUGAUGCUCCGAAUUGAGGCGGCCAUUCCGUUCCUGCUGUUCAUGGUCUUCUGUCUGGUGUCGGUGCCCAUCAUCACGUUGACCCCGGCGAACGUUGUCCCCAACGCGGCACCCUGGCUGCCGAUUGUGGUUGCGACGGGAUUGAAAUUGCUGUUUAGCACGUUCGAAGCGGACGUGCGGCUGAUGGAACCUUUCUACCAGCUGUCCAAGGGCAACGCGCGACCGGAGAACAGCUUGACGCUCGAUUACCAGGCCACGGCGUACGGGUGGAUGCCGAUCCGCGCGCUCUGGAAGCGACAUUACCUGGUGGCGCUGGUCGGGUGCAGUUCGGUUGCGCUGGACGUGCUCACGGUGACGGUGGGUUCGUUCUCCGUCAACGCCCGGGACUUUUUGAAGGUGGGCGGCGAAGCCAAGGACGUCUCGAUGGGCGACGAGACGUUCAUCUCCUUCUGGGCGUCGCUCGCUCUGUCAGUGGUCAUUUUGAUUUUUGUCAUCUUCACCACCUCAUUGGUCUACCUGCGCCGCCGGCAUCCUUUCUUGCCGCGAGAACCGUCGACCAUCGCGGCCGUGCUGGCGUUCAUUUAUGCCAGCAACAUGCUCACCGACUUUAUCGAUACGGAACAUCUCGACAACAAGCACAUGGAGCUGCGGCUGAAGACGCUGGGCAAACGAUAUGCUUUGGGCUGGUUUCGUGGCAGGGACGGCCAGAUCCACUGCGCCAUUGACGAGGAGCCCAUCAAGAGCAAAUACGUCCAUGGGAAGCCGUACACUAUGGCGCAGGCUGGUCCUUUGCUGCCUAUUGAGACGUACUACUCGGUGUAG
Capronia coronata CBS 617.96 is the source of this 2655-nucleotide messenger RNA. RefSeq lists its product as uncharacterized. The coding region runs from base 1 to 2655 and encodes 884 amino acids. The transcript has 2 exons. The record is from RefSeq and is a predicted model, not a curated record. NCBI's taxonomy places the organism in Eukaryota, Fungi, Ascomycota, Eurotiomycetes, Chaetothyriales, Herpotrichiellaceae.